This is a messenger RNA of Vitis vinifera (wine grape), 534 nucleotides long. RefSeq names its product cell wall / vacuolar inhibitor of fructosidase 1. The coding region runs from base 1 to 534 and encodes 177 amino acids. Gene Ontology annotation, biological process: negative regulation of catalytic activity. The record is from RefSeq and is a predicted model, not a curated record. The transcript has a single exon. NCBI's taxonomy places the organism in Eukaryota, Viridiplantae, Streptophyta, Magnoliopsida, Vitales, Vitaceae. Gene Ontology annotation, molecular function: enzyme inhibitor activity.
AUGAAGACUUCCAUCUCUCUACCAAUAUUCAUCUUUCUUCUUUAUACCCUUCUUCUCUCAUUCACCCACUGCUCCGUCUUGGCUCACAAGAACACCCCCUUCGUAGACAAAAUCUGCAAGCAGACCCCUUAUCAUGCUCUCUGCCUCAAGACUCUCCUCUCAGACCCUCGCAGUGCCGGAGCUGAUGUGAGAGGCCUCGCCAUUAUUAUGGUGGAUGUGAUAAAGAGGGACACGGUCAGCAUCCUGAGCCGCAUCAAUGAGCUGCUGAAGAAGGGCGGCACAGACCCGCAUACACGCGGCGCCUUGCUUGAUUGUAUUGAUAAGUAUAACGCAGUGCUGAAGGGUGACGUCCCGGAAGCCAUGGAAGCUUUGGAGAAAGGUGAUUACAAGUUUGCAGAGCAAGGUGCAACAGACGCUUCAUUAGAGGCCAGGGUAUGUGAAGAGAAUUUUGAGACUUCGCCCAUAACUAAUAUGAACAAACUGGUCCACCAUGUUUCUCUUGUGGCUGCCUCCAUUGUCAGGAUGUUGUUAUAA